CCAUCCACGAACUAUUGGUGGACAUGUUAUCCUACUAAACUAUCAAAAGAAGCUUUAGAAAUAAUAGUUCCACAAGACAAGAGGACAUUUCAAAUUGCACACUAUGCCCCCUGGCUAUUUAAUUGGUGGAUGAAUCAAAAGUGGUUCCAUUCUUGGAGUGUUGUGGAAGGAAAUAUGGCCAUUUUUAGCAAAACUGAUUUGGAAAUAGUGAAACAGUUAUCCGGAGCCCCUAGUCUUGGUCAGGAAACGGUAACACAACAGGGGAAGUUUGAAUCGUUCUACCGGGACCUGAUAGUAGGUUUUGGGAAAUGGGAAUUUGAUCCAACGCAAGUUUCUAAUCCUUGUCCAGAGAAUAAGGGAAAUGUCCAUAUAUGGCAAGGUUAUGAGGACAAAAUUAUACCAAGAAAACUCAAUCAGUACAUAGUAGAGAAGCUUGGUUGGAUUAAAUAUCAUAAAGUUCCUGAUGCUGGACAUUUCUUUAUUUACAAUGCUACUCUAUAUGAAACCAUCUUGAGGGAACUAGUGAAUGGAUGAUUAGUAGAAAACUUUAUGAUGACAUAAAUUGCAAUAUUCUCUAGCUUUUGUGAUAAAGAAGAAUAAAAUAAAAACUAGUCCAACAUUAUCCAUGUACUAUUUUCUGGAUUAAAAAGCGAGUACCACAUUUCUUGAUUUUCGUUUUGUC
This is a messenger RNA of Capsicum annuum, 682 nucleotides long. RefSeq lists its product as uncharacterized. The transcript has 2 exons. The coding region runs from base 130 to 534 and encodes 134 amino acids. NCBI's taxonomy places the organism in Eukaryota, Viridiplantae, Streptophyta, Magnoliopsida, Solanales, Solanaceae. The record is from RefSeq and is a predicted model, not a curated record.